AUGGCUUGUGCGGCUUACAGCAUCAGGGGGCAUCUCAAGCUUGCCACGGGGCCUGGCCUGGAUAGUAAUCAUCUGUGCGGCGGCUGGAAGCCUUCGGUGUCUUGGCCCGUUUCUCGGGCAUGGAGUAGCAAUGUCUCCAAUAAUGCAGUGCAACACGUCGCCUGCCAUUCUCAUCUGUCUGUCCGGAAUUCAGAAAGAUGGCGCUCAAUCCCGAAAGCUUCGCCGGAGGACGGGACCGUUGUUGCUGAAGGGAGGAUAACUGUACUCGUCAUUGGUGGUGGAGGAAGGGAGCAUGCGCUCUGUUAUGCUUUGACCCGUUCGCCUUCUUGCGGGACAGUUUUAUGCGCCCCUGGCAAUGCUGGCAUUGCUCAGUCCAGGGAUGCGAUCUGUAUAUCGGACCUAGACAUUUCCAGUAGUGAUGCUGUUGUAUCGUUCUGCCGCAAGAGGGGAGUGGGAAUGGUGGUAGUGGGUCCUGAAGGUCCUCUCGUUGCGGGUCUUGCGAAUGACCUUGUCAAAGCUGGGAUACCGACGUUUGGUCCUUCAUCAGAGGCUGCAGCAUUAGAGGGGUCAAAGGACUUUAUGAAGAGACUGUGUGAUAAGUGUAAUAUCCCGACUGCUCAGUAUCGCACAUUCACGGAUCCUGCAAAAGCUAAAGAGUACAUCAAGAAUCAAGGGGCCCCUAUUGUUGUCAAAGCUGAUGGAUUGGCAGCUGGAAAGGGCGUCGUUGUUGCUAUGACUUUGGAUGAGGCCUUCGAAGCAAUUAACUCUAUGAUGGUUGACGAGUCAUUUGGUUCUGCUGGUUCACGGGUCGUCAUUGAGGAGUAUCUGGAGGGCGAAGAAGCCUCUUUCUUUGCAUUAGUAGAUGGAGAAAAUGCUUUGCCACUUGAAUCAGCACAGGAUCACAAAAGAGUUGGAGAUGGUGAUACUGGUCCAAACACGGGUGGCAUGGGUGCAUACUCCCCUGCGCCAAUAGUGACCGAAGAGCUUAAGAGCGUGAUCAUGGAAACUAUAAUUAUUCCAACUGUUAAAGGUAUGGCUGCUGAAGGAUGCAAGUUUGUUGGUGUGUUAUAUGCCGGGCUUAUGAUAGAGAAGAAAUCUGGGCUGCCUAAGCUUAUUGAAUAUAAUGUGCGAUUUGGGGACCCAGAAUGCCAGGUUUUGAUGAUGAGAUUGGAGUCUGAUCUUGCACAAGUCCUGCUAUCCGCAUGCAGAGGCGAACUGGGCAAGGUUUCGCUAACCUGGUCGCCUGAAAUCGCGAUGGUGGUUGUGAUGGCGAGCGAAGGAUACCCUGGCUCUUAUAAGAAAGGCACCGUAAUAAAAAACAUGGACAAGGCCGAGCAGGUUUCUCCGGCUGUCAAGAUAUUCCAUGCUGGAACAGCUUUGGAUGGAGACGGCAACCUUGUAGCUGUCGGAGGCCGAGUUCUUGGCGUCACUGCGAAGGGCAAGGACAUCGAAGAAGCGAGGUCGAGAGCGUACGAUGCGGUGGAUGUCGUCGACUGGCCGGAAGGAUUCUUCAGGCGAGAUAUCGGCUGGAGGGCACUGAAGCAGGAGCAGACGGCUAACUACUGA
Triticum turgidum subsp. durum (durum wheat) is the source of this 1566-nucleotide messenger RNA. NCBI's taxonomy places the organism in Eukaryota, Viridiplantae, Streptophyta, Magnoliopsida, Poales, Poaceae. The record is from the annotation of a GenBank genome assembly.